This is a messenger RNA of Ooceraea biroi (clonal raider ant), 520 nucleotides long. It is a transcript of the gene RpL27, whose product is annotated as ribosomal protein L27. Gene Ontology annotation, cellular component: ribosome. Gene Ontology annotation, molecular function: structural constituent of ribosome. NCBI's taxonomy places the organism in Eukaryota, Metazoa, Arthropoda, Insecta, Hymenoptera, Formicidae. Gene Ontology annotation, biological process: translation. The record is from RefSeq and is a predicted model, not a curated record.
CAUCGCCCGUCGCGUCCAGUGUGCAGCGACCAUUAUAUUUCUGUGGUCUCGUACGGCGAAGAAAGGUUAACUUCCUUUCAUUCGGUACAAGAUUCUGUGAGCUUGAAUCACCAAAAUGGUGAAAAUUAUGAAGAUUGGGAAAGUCGUGCUGGUCCUCAGUGGCCGGUACGCAGGGAGGAAGGCCAUCGUUAUGCGCACCUACGACGAUGGAACGACCGAGAAACAGUAUGGACAUGCCAUGGUUGCAGGUAUCGACCGGUACCCGCGUAAGGUUCAUAAAAGAAUGGGAAAGGGAAAAUUACACAAGCGUUCAAAGAUCAAGCCAUUUGUUAAGGUUUUAAAUUACAACCACUUGAUGCCGACCAGAUACACAGUUGAUUUACAGUUGGACAAAGUGGCACCCAAGGAUCUGAAAGAUCCGAUGAAGCGCAAGAAGGUUAGAUUUCAGACGCGCGUCAAAUUUGAAGAGAGGUAUAAGAACGGUAAAAACAAGUGGUUCUUCCAGAAAUUAAGAUUUUAA